AUGGGGUCCCUCUCGCUUUUCUCCGUCAAUGCCGUCCUUGUAAUGUCGGCCGACGACGGCUCUCGCAUCUUCGCAAAGUACUACUCCCCACCUCACACCCCGGCCGGCGUUGCGCCUAAUUCCACCGACUACCCCGGAGCGAACCCCUAUCCCACCCUCAAAGAGCAGAAGGCGUUCGAGAAGGGGCUUUUAGAGAAGACCAACAAGCAGACAAGCGAUGUGAUUUUGUACGACAACCGGAUUGUCGUAUUCAAGCUUGAGAGCGAUGUGAUGCUUUACGUGGUUGGCGGCGCUGAGGAGAAUGAAGUCCUGCUCUACAAUGUUGUUCUUUCGCUGAGGGAUGCUUUGGGGAUACUGUUCAAGGGCGCUACGGAUAAACGCACAAUCGUCGAGAACUACGACCUAGUCGCCUUGGCCAUCGACGAGAUCAUUGACGACGGUAUUAUUCUUGAGACCGAUCCCGUUCUGAUUGCCUCUCGCGUCAGCCGCGCGCCUGCUCCCGAUGCACCGAACCUGAAGAGCAUCGACCUCUCCGAACAAGGUCUCCUCAACGCCUGGGAGCUUGGAAAACGGCGCCUGGCGGAGGGAUUGCGGCAAAUGUAG
Molecule: messenger RNA, 603 nt
Organism: Aspergillus calidoustus
Lineage: Eukaryota; Fungi; Ascomycota; Eurotiomycetes; Eurotiales; Aspergillaceae
Source: the annotation of a GenBank genome assembly